CAACGCUGGACGCUGCCUUGUAGAGCUGUGAAACACGGAUGCCAGUGUCGGUGGGCUGCAUGAAGAGGACGCGUAAUUUCGCCGGAUGAUACUGGCCAGUUUAGGCUAAAAGAGACGUCGUCCACAGCCGACAAUGUCGCUGGAUUAAGCCGUGACACCCAAUCUCAGCCUGAGUUCAGAUUCCAGGAAAAAGACAGGACGCGGACUGUCUGUCUGAGGGGAGCUGUCUAUAAAUGCAGCCCUCAACGUAGAAUAGUCAUUGUAAUAAAUAGCAGCUGGGCUGGGACAUUUCAUUAAACCUGUCAUACAUUGCAUCGUCUCAAACAGCAAAUAUGGACGAGGACAAUCAAGUACCUGAGGACCUGUCCUUAGAGGAGAGGGACGAGCUAACGAAUAUACGGCGCAGGAAAAAGGAGCUGCUGGAUGACAUUGAGCGGUUGAAGUUCGAGAUCGCCGAGGUGAUGACGGAAAUCGAGCAGCUCACCUGUGUGGGGGAGAGCAAAACCACACAGAGAAACAAACAGAUUGCAAUGGGAAGAAAGAAAUUCAAUAUGGAUCCCAAAAAGGGGAUCCAGUUUCUGCUGGAGAACGACCUCCUUCAACACACUCCCGAAGACAUAGCCCAGUUCCUGUACAAAGGCGAGGGCCUAAACAAAACAGUCAUCGGGGAUUACUUAGGCGAAAGGGAUGACUUCAACAUUAAAGUGCUCCAAGCCUUCGUGGAGCUCCAUGAAUUUGCAGACCUCAAUCUUGUCCAGGCAUUAAGGCAGUUUCUAUGGAGCUUUAGACUGCCAGGCGAGGCACAGAAGAUCGAUCGGAUGAUGGAAGCCUUCGCGUCCCGAUACUGCCAAUGCAACCCAGGAGUCUUUCAAUCCACAGACACGUGUUAUGUACUCUCCUUCGCAAUCAUCAUGUUGAACACCAGCCUUCACAACCCCAAUGUCAGGGACAAGCCUGCUGUGGAACGUUUCAUCUCCAUGAACAGAGGCAUCAAUGAGGGAGGAGAUCUGCCAGAGGAGCUGCUCAGGAACCUGUAUGAAAGCAUUAAAAGCGAACCCUUUAAGAUCCCCGAGGACGACGGCAACGACCUGACCCACACGUUCUUCAAUCCCGACAGAGAAGGCUGGCUGCUGAAGCUAGGAGGAAGAGUAAAAACCUGGAAGAGACGGUGGUUCAUUUUAACCGACAACUGCCUGUACUACUUUGAGUACACAACGGACAAGGAGCCGCGAGGCAUCAUUCCUCUGGAGAAUCUCAGUAUCCGGGAGGUGGAGGAGCCCAGAAAGCCUAACUGUUUUGAGCUCUACAACCCAAACCACAAAGGCCAGGUCAUCAAGGCAUGUAAGACGGAGGCUGAUGGGCGGGUGGUGGAGGGAAAUCAUGUGGUCUACAGGAUAUCGGCACCAACCCCAGAGGAGAAGGAGGAGUGGAUCAAAUCCAUCAAAGCCAGCAUCAGCAGGGAUCCCUUCUAUGACAUGCUUGCCACCAGGAAACGCCGCAUCGCCAACAAGAAGUGAAAGUGCCGCUGGACCGCCAGUAGGGUGGCACACAUAUGCACACGUACACGCUGUCCUGCAAGACGCUCCUGAACAGCCGCUGCACGUGUGCCAAUGUCGUCAACCUGGGACACUAAAACUGUGUCACGUGAGCUCACGUGACCCCAAAUCCCUCUUUUACCCCCCCUCUCCUUAUUUCUGUAUAUUUUCCCCUUCUUGUGUCAGGGCUGAAAAAACCCCAAACGCAGCUGUCGUUGUUCUCUUUGCACUUGCAUGGAUGUCAGUUUGCAUACGUGGAUGGCGCACGUGACGGCCCAGAGGACACACGUUGGGACUCCUCUUUCACUUCACAGACUUCAAAAGCCUGGUGUGACGUCAAACCGUCUUCAGCAAUUACAGCAA
Pygocentrus nattereri (red-bellied piranha) is the source of this 1898-nucleotide messenger RNA. RefSeq names its product cytohesin 3b (gene cyth3b). The coding region runs from base 333 to 1517 and encodes 394 amino acids. Gene Ontology annotation, biological process: regulation of ARF protein signal transduction. The record is from RefSeq and is a predicted model, not a curated record. Gene Ontology annotation, molecular function: guanyl-nucleotide exchange factor activity. The transcript has 13 exons. NCBI's taxonomy places the organism in Eukaryota, Metazoa, Chordata, Actinopteri, Characiformes, Serrasalmidae.